Molecule: messenger RNA, 2913 nt
Organism: Alosa sapidissima (American shad)
Lineage: Eukaryota; Metazoa; Chordata; Actinopteri; Clupeiformes; Clupeidae
Gene: swap70b
Product: switching B cell complex subunit SWAP70b
Exons: 12
Coding region: 117-1892 (591 amino acids)
Cellular component (GO): cytoplasm; nucleus
Molecular function (GO): calcium ion binding
Source: RefSeq, a predicted model, not a curated record
CCACGCAAGUGCGUCGCACCGGUCAUGUGACCACGACAUUGUAUCCCUAUUGAAAAACUUUCCUCCUCUCCUCACGAAGUAAGUACGCAGAGCAAGCUGUGGAGGCUAAACUAAAGAUGGCAUUGCGGGACGAACUUUUAAAGGCAAUAUGGCACGCUUUCACGGCUUUGGACGUUGAUAAGAGUGGAAAGGUGUCAAAAUCACAGCUAAAGGUUCUCUCCCAUAACUUGUGUACUGUGAUGAAAAUCCCACAUGACCCAGUGGCCCUGGAGGAACAUUUUAAAGAUGAUGACGAGGGACCUGUGUCGAACCAGGGAUACAUGCCCUACUUGAACACAUUUAUACUGGACAAGGUCCAGGACAACUUUGACCGUGUGGAUUUCAAUAGGAUGUGUUGGACUCUGUGUGCUCGCAAAAACCUCAACAGAAAUCAUCUCCUCAUCUCUGACGAUGAUGCCUUUAAGAUAUGGUGCAUUUUUAAUUUCCUGUCCGAAGAUCGCUACCCCCUGAUAAUGGUUGCAGAAGAGAUCGAGUACCUCUUGCGUAAGCUGACUGAGGCCAUGGGGGGCAGCUGGAUCGAGGAGAAAUUCGAGGACUACAAGCUACAGCUGGGCAGCAAGCAGCAGUGCCUGAACGCCUGGGAGAUAAUUGACCUUGUGGGUAAGGGCCACUUCAGCAAAGGCAUGGACCGCCAGACCCUCUCCAUGGGCAUCAAUGAGGUCUUCCAGGAGCUCAUCCUGGAUGUCCUGAAGCAGGGCUACAUGUUGAAGAAGGGCCAUAAGAGGAAAAACUGGAUGGAGCGCUGGUUCUUGCUGAAGCCCACCUUGAUCUCGUACUACGUGAGUGAGGACCUGACGGAGAAGAAGGGAGACAUCCUGCUCGACGGGAACUGCUGUGUGGAGUCUUUACCAGACAAGGAGGGAAAGAAGUGUCUGUUGUACAUUAAAUGCUCAGAGAAGAGUUUCGAGAUCAGCGCGUCAGACAAGAAGAAGAAACAAGAGUGGAUCCAGGCCAUCCAGACGUGUGUCCUGCUGCUGAAGAUGGGCCGACCAGCGCCACACCGCGAGGCCCGUCAGAAGCGACGUGAGCUGCGGCAGAAGCAGCAGGCGGAGCAGGAGCUGAUCGAGCUGCGCAUGCGGGAGCUGCAAAUGGCCAACGAGAGCAAGCAGCACGAGCUGGAGGCCAUGAGGAAGAAAUUGGAGGAGGCAGCAGCUAAUGCCGUUGAGGAGGAGCGAAGGAGACUGGAGACACAGACUGAGCUGGAGGGCCGUUACAGAAUUGACCUGGAGAAGGAGAAAAUGGUACGUCAGCAGAUGGAGGAGCAAGUGGCCCAGAAGUCCUCUGAGCUGGAGCAGUAUCUGCAGCGCGUGCGUGAGCUGGAGGGGAUGUACCAGCGCCUGCAGGAGGCGCUAGACGAUGAGAGGCAGGCCAGGCAGGACGAGGAGACCGUACGCAAACUACAGUCCAGGUUGCUGGAGGAGGAGGUGACCAAGCGGGCGGAGCUGGAGGAGAUCCACCUGACGCAGCAGCGGGCCAUCUCGCAGACGGAGGCCGAGAAGCAGGAGCUGGAGCGGGAGCGACUGGCCAAGGAGAGCGCUCUGGACGAGGCCAUGCAGCAGCUGCAGCUUCUCCAGAACGAGAGGCACGAGGCCCUGCAGCAGUACGAGGAAGUCAUGAAGAAACUUGAGAACGCUGCCAACAACACCCAGAGCUGGAAGGACAAGGUUGCCCACCAUGAGGGUCUGAUCCGCCUCAUUCAGCCUGGCUCAAAGGGACCACAGAAGAUGACUAACUGGGGUCCGGCUGCCUUCACUGAGAUGGAGCUGAACCUGAGGGAGAAGAACUGGCAGGAGAAGAAAGCCAAGCCUGCCCAGACCGAACCGAACCCAUAGUUAGAAAAUCCUCACACAGACCAGCGGCACAACUGCAAGAUGGCAGGGGAAGACAGAGAGACGACACCCAGACCAACACCUGAGCUUCCAGGGAAGCAUCGCGCCAUCCAAUGCCUGAAUCUCUCUGUUGGAGGGACAAAUGGAACCCUCAGAAGGAGAGACUAUUGACCAUAGAGCACACAAAUCAGAAAGCCCCACAGCCAACAGAGAGAAAAGCAACCAGCUCCAUUUUCACCCUCUGAGCACACCUAGAGACAGAGGCCAGAUCAUCUCUAGACUAACAGCAGCACAUCGGCUGAGCGUGUGUGAGAGAUUAACUUUUAGACCCACUGGAACAUUGAACUGACUGGACUGACUAGGGGUCCAGGCGACUGUUACCAUGCUAACAACAUUCCAAUGUUGAGUACACAUGUACAAGAACAUAGUUCUACAUGUUAGUACAAAUUAGUUUUUUUUUUCCCUUUACCAAAGUGAUAGUAUUAAACAUAAUAUGAAAUGGUGAUGUGAGACAUCAUUACAUAAACUCUUCUCAAUAACUGUUUGCUAAUAUGCCAUUUUGUAAUUUGGUCUUUUUAAUAUGAUCUUUUGCUGCAUGAAGUAGACAGGGAAUAAAAAACAGGGCAUUGUCUUUUUGCUGCACUGACAUUGACAUACCUGAGACAAACUAAACUCAUGAAAGGGAGAUAUUUGUUACACGUGUUGUAGAAAUGUUGUCAUUUGUAUAGACAAGUUCACCUAGGUCCACCUACGUGAGAGUUACUGUGUUAAAAUAAUAAAGCAUUCUGUAACAUCUAUUUCCUUACCCCAGUGUAAAUGGUGAAGGUCUCUUCUGAACUGUCACAUUUCCUCUAACCAAUGCCCUAAGACUUGUGCUUGCUCAGUUCUAACUCUGAUGGCACAGUAUGGCCUUUAUUUGCUCUGUUUGCAUCAGACUAACGGUGUAACAUUGUUGUAAUAUCCAAGAGACAAACCCAAGACACAACAUUUACUUGUACAAAAGUGUAAUAAACAAACAAAUACA